Molecule: messenger RNA, 2498 nt
Organism: Petromyzon marinus (sea lamprey)
Lineage: Eukaryota; Metazoa; Chordata; Hyperoartia; Petromyzontiformes; Petromyzontidae
Gene: KCNJ11
Product: potassium inwardly rectifying channel subfamily J member 11
Biological process (GO): potassium ion import across plasma membrane; regulation of monoatomic ion transmembrane transport
Cellular component (GO): plasma membrane
Molecular function (GO): inward rectifier potassium channel activity
Source: RefSeq, a predicted model, not a curated record
CUUCACGGAAUAACAGGCGGAUGGAUCUCUGAGAGUGUGUGCUGAGCACUACGCGUUCAUCUGCCUGGACCCGCGUGGUGUUGGUGUUGUUGGUGCCCCCAUCCCCAGCGCGUCUUGCGCAAAGCGCAUCCGUGCGCACAUGCAUCACCCCCCCCACCACCACCACCCACCUCUACCCUCACUAUCUCGCUCCACUCCCCGACCUCCCCCUCCUCUGAGCCUCCUCUCUCUCUCUCGCUCCCUCAUUGCUUCGAUCAUCCCACAAGCGGUCAUUCCACAUGCGGCUUCUCAUGCGCCCGCAUCAACUGAAGUCGGCGCUGGUGGGUGGGUGGGUAGGGGUGACGGGGAACGAAAUCGUGCCACUACCACCACCGUCGUCGUCAUCAUCAUCGCAGGCGGUCACUUGUCAAGAGGAGGAGAUCUAUUCCUGGAGAAACGCGACUCCGCCGCUGUCGGGCACAUGACGCUCGCUCGACUUCGCUUCGCCGUUGAGCCUCGGGGGGGUGCCGAGCAUAGCAGGGUCCGACAGGGAGACGCCGCCACCACCACCACCACCCCGACGUGCGAGGAGGAGGAGGAGGCGCGCGUCCUCGCAGAGGGCUGCCGCCGCUGCUGUGCCCGUUCACGAUUCCCCAACCGAGGACAAAGGAGGCACGUGGACGUCUCGUCUAGCCUCCACCUCUGCUGCUCGCCGGCAGCUGCAGCCGCCGGCAGAAUUGGUCCAGCGGACGUGAUGGUGCGGGCGAGAGCCGGCAGCAAUGUUGGCUAGGAAGGGCCUCCUCGCCGAGGAGUACGUGCUCACCCGCCUAGCCGAGGACGAGGUGGGCCACCAGCCCAAGCAGCGACCGCGUCCUCGCAAGGCGCGCUUCGUGCGCAAGAACGGCGCCUGCAACGUUGCCCACAGGAACAUCCGCGAGCAGGGCCGCUUCCUCCAGGACGUCUUCACCACACUCGUGGACCUCAAAUGGCCGCACACGCUCGUCAUCUUCACCAUGAGCUUCCUGUGCAGCUGGCUGCUCUUCGCCAUAAUCUGGUGGCUCAUCGCCUUCUCGCACGGCGACCUGGACCGCGUGGAGAACGCGCCGAACCCGUGCGUCACGGCCGUGCACUCCUUCACCUCGGCCUUCCUCUUCUCCAUCGAGGUGCAGGUGACCAUCGGAUUCGGGGGCCGCAUGAUCACGGAGGAGUGCCCGCUGGCCAUCACGAUGCUCAUCGUGCAGAACAUCGUGGGCCUCAUCAUCAACGCCAUCAUGCUGGGCUGCAUCUUCAUGAAGACGGCGCAGGCGCACCGGCGCGCCGAGACGCUCAUCUUCAGCAAGCACGCCGUCAUCGCCCCGCGCAACGGCAGGCUCUGCUUCAUGUUCCGCGUGGGCGACCUGCGCAAGAGCAUGAUCAUCGGCGCCAGCAUCCACAUGCAGGUGGUGAAAAAGACCACCACGCCCGAGGGUGAGGUGAUACCCAUCGACCAGGUCGACAUUCAGAUGGAGAACCCCAUCGGCACCAACGGCAUCUUCCUCGUGUCCCCGCUCAUCAUCUGCCACACGAUAGACAGCAAGAGCCCCCUGUACCUGCUUACACCCAACUCCCUCCAGCACGAAAACAUCGAGGUGGUCAUCAUCCUGGAGGGCGUUGUGGAGACCACGGGCAUCACGACGCAGGCCAGGACGUCCUACCUGCCCGACGAGAUCCUGUGGGGUCACCGCUUCGUGUCUAUCGUCACGGAGGAGGAGGGCAAGUUCUCAGUGGACUACUCCAAGUUCGGGAACACGACGCGCGUGGCCACGCCGCGGUGCAGCGCGCGGGACUUGGACGAGCAGCAUGGAGCGCUGCCGGCGUCGAGCUCACAGAGGGCCCAGAAUGCCACACGCAGGAGGCACGCGGAGGAGCGGCGCGCGUCGGGGAUUUUGGAGACGCAGCAACCUCGCUUUUCAUGAUGCCAACCAUGCCUCAGCACAAGUAAAAAAGCCACUGUUGUUUUCUAAAGGAAAAUGAUCGUUAAAUGGCAUUUUUAAUAUAUAUGGAAGAAAAAAAAACUCAUUUACAUCGGUAUAUUUUUGUUGCCUUGAACUUUUUUUCCGACAGUUGGCUUCGGCAUAAAAUGCCAUUUGCUUGUUCACUUUGAAAUGCUGCUAAAACAAUCCGAAGGCCAAGAUGGAAACUGCAAAGAGUGUUGCUUGAAUUGAAAUGACACCGGCGCUAUGAUUUGUUUGCUGAGUUUGCGCGUCUUGCUUUCAGUGUUGAGUAGAGCUCGGCGAGGUUCGUUUCUGCUCAUUUUGUGUGGAUGAUUUAAAUGUUUUUGGAAAUCAGCACUCAACAGCCAAUUUGAGCAAAUUAUUGUACUGGCCAGGUAAGGGCUAAUUUGAGGAAGACGACAAUGUUUUUGGAAGCUGUAUAUUGCUGUAUAAACUGUACACUUUUAAGCACAAAAAAGCAAUAUAUAUUGUGCAUGGAACUUGGAUUUUUACAAUUGUCUCAAUAAAAGCGUAAUAUAUCAUUAA